Molecule: messenger RNA, 951 nt
Organism: Syzygium oleosum
Lineage: Eukaryota; Viridiplantae; Streptophyta; Magnoliopsida; Myrtales; Myrtaceae
Exons: 5
Coding region: 44-553 (169 amino acids)
Source: RefSeq, a predicted model, not a curated record
AGACAGAAACAGAGAGAGAGAGAGAGAGAGAGAGAGAGAGAGGAUGGAAGAUUCAAGCGCAAUCCUGUGCCAGAUUUCUCGCCUCAAAGACAUGCUCGAUCAGGUGAACGAGGAGAUCGAGUCGAGCAUCCAUGUCACGAGGGAGACGGAAUCGGAGGUCGUCGGGUGCUCCGAGGCCGAAGCCGCCCUGGCGACGAGGGAGGCGGAACUGACUGAGUCGCUCUACGUCUCGCGGUUCGAGCUCAUCGGAUUAGCUGCGGUGGCCGCUGAAUCAAGGAAGUCGGUUAACAGCACGGAGCAGGAGCUGCGCUCUCUCCGAAAGAAGAGAGAUGAGAUCCAAGAAAGGAUGACCCGUAAACGGGAAGGGUUCAUUAGACAAUGCCUGGAAUUUCAACGGGGAAUCGACCAAGGAGAAAGUGAAAGUGAAAGACUGCAGUCUUUAUUAGCAGAAAAAGAAUCCUUCGAAAAGGAGAUGGAUAUAUUCACAAAAAGGAAUUAUGCCUUACAAAGUUCUAUCUCUACAUCUCUGGAAGAAAUGGUCGAAGAUCUUUAAGACUCUAGUACUGGAUGAAGGAGCUUUUCAACAGAGGAGCUUUUCUGGAGGAGAGCGGUAGUUUUUUUUGGCCAGAGGAGGAUCGGGAAUGGGUGAGCCAGGUGUGAGGAAGCCGGUCAAACCCUGGACUGCUAACAGGAAUUACUAUAGAUCUGGACAUUGUACUUAGAAGUAAUGCUGAUUCUCUAUUGUCCCUUUCAAUUUUAUUUCCUCUGAAUAUCUGAUGUGAGAGAGGAGUUAGGGGACCACUCCUUCCCUGAAAGUUGUGGCCUCAUUUAAGCUUUGCACUGUUGCUUCCCUCUCAGCUGUGACCUACCUCUUGAGGUGGUGGGGGUCAUUACAGAAAAUUUGACCGAUGUCUGCUGACAAACUUUAUCCAUUCCAUGCUUUCUUCUUCA